AUGGCUCAGCUUCACUCGACGGUGGGUGUGCUGAUCAGUUCCAUGGCGGAGAUAUUAAAUUCCAUGGCGGAGAUGAAAGCAGCUGUUCUUCAACACACGCCUCCAGCACAGGUGGGAUCUGUUCGAGACUAUCUCGGCGAAUUCGAGGAGCUCGCGUCGCAGUUACCGGCGGAUACAUCCAAUUUCUUCUUCGAGGAACACGUUUUCGUCCAUGGGCUCAAGGACGGGAUUAAGGAUAUGCUUCGCGUGUUUGAACCAAAGGGCUUCGACGAUAUCGUCUCACUGGCUCGCAGGUUGGAGAAUAGUCGUUUCUUUGGCCGAUCGAUCAAGCCACCGCUCGACGAUUCAUCACCCACUGAUGAUUAA
Molecule: messenger RNA, 366 nt
Organism: Thlaspi arvense
Lineage: Eukaryota; Viridiplantae; Streptophyta; Magnoliopsida; Brassicales; Brassicaceae
Source: the annotation of a GenBank genome assembly